GUUCUUCACACUCAUCUCUAACCUCUCUCUCUCUCUCUCUUCUUCUUCUUCUUCUUCUCGCCAGAUCCAACUUCACAAGAGGAGGAAGAGGAGGAAGAGGAGGAGGAGGAGGAGGAGUUGGAAGAUGGCAUCCACCUCCUCCAAUUCGCCCUGUGCUGCUUGCAAAUUCCUCCGCCGUAAAUGCCAACCGGAAUGUGUUUUCGCGCCCUAUUUCCCGCCGGAUCAGCCUCAGAAAUUCGCGAAUGUUCAUAAGGUAUUCGGCGCUAGUAAUGUCACUAAACUUCUCAACGAAUUGCAUCCUCACCAGCGGGAAGACGCUGUUAAUUCUCUCGCUUAUGAAGCCGAUAUGCGUCUCCGUGAUCCUGUUUAUGGCUGUGUUGGAGUAAUUUCUCUGCUUCAACAUCAACUCUGUAAACUCCAAAUGGAUCUCACUUCCGCUAAAUCCGAACUCUCUAAGUAUAAAACCCUAGGCAUUGGGAACCCCGCCGCUCUGAUUUCUUCGCCUUCUCCUCUUACUGCACAGCGGAACCACCAGCCGACGUUUAAUUUUGGUAGAGAUCAACCUCAUAGUCUCUGUUACGAUCAAUUUUUCCCUCGCGAUCAACAACAACAACAACAACAACAACAACAACAGAUGAUGCUCCGACGAAGCUUCGACGGUGGUACUAACUACGAUGGACUUUUGGCCGUCAAUGUCACCGUCGGUAACCUUACCCACCCGUUCCAGCAAUCUCGCGCCGCUGCUGGAGACGAUCGUCGCGGAACUCUCGACCAUUCUUAGGGUUUGGUUUUCUUUUCUCUUUCUUUUUUUUCCCCUUUUUUUCCUGAAAAAAAACCAUAAACUGUUGCGGAAAAACGUGAUUUUCCUGCUAAUUUAUAUAUAUAACAAUAAAAUUAUUAUCUAUUUUUGUUUUUAU
Messenger RNA from Cucurbita moschata (crookneck pumpkin), 917 nucleotides. RefSeq names its product LOB domain-containing protein 6. The transcript is spliced from 2 exons. Bases 125 to 781 code for a protein of 218 amino acids. The record is from RefSeq and is a predicted model, not a curated record. Lineage: Eukaryota; Viridiplantae; Streptophyta; Magnoliopsida; Cucurbitales; Cucurbitaceae.